Molecule: messenger RNA, 2253 nt
Organism: Lucilia cuprina (Australian sheep blowfly)
Lineage: Eukaryota; Metazoa; Arthropoda; Insecta; Diptera; Calliphoridae
Gene: Ndc1
Product: nucleoporin Ndc1
Exons: 3
Coding region: 281-2035 (584 amino acids)
Biological process (GO): nuclear pore organization
Cellular component (GO): nuclear pore transmembrane ring
Molecular function (GO): protein-macromolecule adaptor activity
Source: RefSeq, a predicted model, not a curated record
CGAAACAGUUUUGACAAUUUAUUGUUUCAUUUAAAUUGCAUUAUGACGCGCUAAGAAAUUACAGAAUAAACCAUUUAAUUUUCUAUUAAGCCAAUAAAUAUUAAAAUAUUAUAUAAAUAAAAUUAUUCUUCAACUAAUUUUGUCAUAAAUAUUCAAAUAACUACAAAAAUCGUGUAAAAUAGAUUGUUAAAAGUUGGCGAAAUUAACUUAACCUCAAAAUAAAAAAGCCGGUUAAGAAAUACAAGUUUGUGUAAGAAAUUCAAACAAAACUGGUGUUAAAAUGUCUUCCUUAAUAUUGGAAUGUAAAAAAUUAUGCCUCUAUCGUUGCCUCUCGGCAGUGGCUCUGAGUAUUACAAUGCAGUUUUUCUUACUGGCUGUAUUUUUGCUGUUUGUCAACUUUCAUGUGCUGCACCCGGUAAUGUGGAUCACUGAGACAGUGGGUUUGCUGUUUUCAUUUUACACCUGGUUGUCCAUAAUGCCUCUAAUAUCAGCGGUCAUUAUUUAUGGUAUUUUAUUGGGUAAAUCACAUUUGGCGGUUAAGAAGUACUAUGCCACCCGUUUUCGUUGGCUGCUGGGUACAGCCGUGAGGAAAUUCGCUUUCUUUGUUAUACAUCUGGCCAUGGGUUUCUUAACUACUUGGCUAUAUGCUAGAUAUUUACAUAUGGAUUACAGAUCUCUAUUAUACAAAUGCUAUGCCAUGGAUUGUUUAAACUCUUAUUAUAUCUUCCUUAUGGGUGCUGGCAUCUCUGCGGGUUGUUAUCAUUUCAUUAAGGAGAAUUUACGCUCUGAACCUGAAGUAGAGUAUCCAAUUUUGCAGGAAAAUAAAGUAGUAAAAAUACGUUCCUUACUUUACUCCACUUUGUACAAUUCAUUGUUAAAAUCAUUUGUGCCUACACUUUGUUAUGCUUUGGGCUAUUGUCUCUUGGGUGGUAUGUUAAAUCAUCGUAUUGCCCGCUUUUUUGGUGUUGAGUUGGAGGAAAGUAUAGUGUCAUUUUUUGCCGUGGCCACAAAUUUGAGACUGUUGUUUUAUGCCUGGAUUUUAUCUUCACAAAUAUUAAGCAACAUGAAUUUAAUGCAAAAAUUCUUUUCAAUAUUUUUGGCUGAAGAAAUGCAUUUUGUUAUCGAAAAGAAUCCUGUAAUUACUGAUGGUCAAAAAGAAAUUACAUUGGUAGAGGCUUUGGGCAUGUCUCAAGUGCCGGUAGUGCAAAAUUUAGCUGCUUUGGAAUUGUUUACUUUGGCUUCAUCACAUAUGCCUAGUAAACGACAGGAAAUAUUCGCUCUCUCAGUGCCGGGUGGUCAUCCCUAUAAUUGGAAUCAACUUUCUGGUCAAUGUCUAUCGCUUAUUAACGCAUUCAUAGAAGAACUUACUGCCUCGGUUAAAAACAUAUCAACCAUGAAAUCUUCACCAUUAUUUUGUCACACUGACAAACCAACGGCUACCGAGGCAGCUGAGAAAAUUCUACUAAGACAAUACAAUGAAACCUAUGGCAUACGUAGAAUGGCUACUGAUGCUCCCACUACUAACAUUGAUUCUUCGGCACCCGCAAAUAUGUCUCCGAAAACUUCAAAUGCUGUACAACGCAUUAACGCCCAAUUCGAACACAUGUCUAAACAACUAGAACAUGCCCUCAAUACCGCCUUUCGUACUAUACCGGGUUUAUUUUAUAUGUUUGGUGAAUCGGAUGGUGCCAAGACUGCAUUCCUACUUUCUAAUUCUCAAAUGAUAGUUUGGUUAACACAAGGUCUGGCGGGUGUUUGUGCUGCUUCUAUCACUGAAGAUAAAUACGGGGUGGUGCAGGUGGUUUUGCCACAAAUUAUUAAGGCCUUAUUGAAACUUAAGGGAGAAUUAGAUAAACUGAAUAAUGUCAACUUGAAUGGAAAAAAACUAGAUAGAAAUUUAAUUACCCUAAAGAAUGCUGUUAAACGUAGUUUGUACAAGAUUACCUCAGUGUUUGGUGAUUAUUUGCGUGAUUUAAUCGAUGAUCCUAUGGAAAUACGUACUUUACAUUGUUUUACAAAUUAUCAAGAUAUUUAACUUUAAUAUUUUUUAAAUUGAUUUGUAUUUUUUUCUUUUUUUUUUUUUUUGGUAAAUACUAAUAUAAGUUUCAUAUUUAUAAUCUUUUAUAUUUAAUGCACUUGUGAAUUUAAAGUUAAGUUUUAUGAUUUCAUUUUUUUAGUUAUAAGUGUUUGUGUUUCGGAUUAGCUCUCAACAAAAUUGUAUUUUUAUAAAAAAAAAAAUUAAUGAAAAUUUUA